CAAAUUUGCGUAUGUUGUGUCUUGUCAUUUCUUUCACAAGAAAGUGGGUGUUUUAACAACAUUUUGUUAAGCAACUACGCUGUUUAAUCAUUUGUUAAAUAGUAAUGUCUGCAUCUACGUGAAAUACAGCCAUGGAGGGGUUACCUACGGGUGACAUCCAGGCUAAAUACCAAAAGUUGGCAACGGAAUAUUCAAAGUUGCGAGUUCACGUUAAAGUGUUAAAGAAGGGCGUGCUAGAUGAGCAAGCGAAGUCUAACGAGUUGAGAGAGAGUUUGAAGGAGAAGGAGAAAGCACUGAGGAAAGGGGAGUUGGAGAUAGAUUCACUCACGUUUAGGAAUCAGCAGCUAACGCGGCGCGUGUCUGUGUUGCAAGAUGAGCUCGAGCUGUUACAGAGUAAAUCUACAAAGAAGGCAAAGAGUAAAGAUGACAAGCCUGCUGCAACCAGCAGUGCCCCACCGCUGGACACCGGUAUACUUCAGGAAGAGCUCCAGAAGAAGAUCAUGGAGAAUGCGCAGUAUGCUUCACAGCUUUCAGACAAAGUAUUCGAGCUGUCCCAGCUCAAAGCGGCCCUGGACGACUACCAGCGCCACCUGAGCGAGAGCGACAACCGGUACAAGUGCGAAGUGGCCAAGCUGCGGCACAGGAACCAGGAGCUUCAGUUCGCGUUGGAGGAGGCGCAGAGAGCGAGCGGCACGCCGAACAGACAGCCCAGCCAGCCAAGCUGUAACGGGGACUUGCUGUCGGAGGGUGGCAGCUUGAUCGGCAGCGAAGACGCGCUUAGCUCCGUGGACGAGCUCAACGCCGUGGAGCAGAUCAGUGCGAAGGCGCAUGCUACCGAACAGGAAAACCAAAAACUCCGCAUGGAAUACGAGCUCCUGCAAAUGGAAAACGAAAGCCUAAAACUCGAAAUUAGCAAACAUGUAUCAGCAUCCCAAAGACGGAGAGGGGACGGCCAUGAUUCCGGAGACUUUAACUUUUACUCUGCGACCUCAGUGGACGGAGAAGGCAGGGUCACCGGGCUACUUGGCAGUAUGGAAGUGCCCUUCCUACUUGGACAUGAGAUACAGACGAGGGAGGAUAGGAUGAAGACGUACUUUAGGAAUAAGAUUAGCGAACUGAAAGUUGAGAAUGAGCAGUUGAAGAGUAAGACUGAACAUUAUGUGAAAGAGUGUGAGAUGCUGAGGACGAGGUUCGAGGAGAUGGAGCGAGACAGAGAGACGGACGCGCGCACCAUAGAAGACAAACAUAAAACUAUUAGUAGAUUGGAGGAGGAGCUACAUUCCACGUCCCACAACUACGAAGAGCAGAUGUCCGUUCUGACGGAGCACGUGGCCGGCCUCAACGAGCAGCUCGCGCGCCAGCAUGACCAGAUCGACCAGCUGAAACACCAGAUGAGCAGGAGGAAAUAGACCUUUCCGGGACCGUCCUGGGACCGUUUCGGGACCGUCCUGAACCCUUCCUAGGAUGAUAUUAGGAUCCUAACGACACUUCCCAAAUUUUUGAAAUAUCCCGAGACAGUUUUUCCACAACUACGAAGAAAAGAUGUCCGUUCUGACGGAGCAUGUGGCCGGCCUCAACGAGCAGCUCGCGCGCCAGCACGACCAGAUCGACCAGCUCAAGCACCAGAUGAGUAGGAGGAAAUGGACCUUUCCGGGACCGUCCUGGGACCAUUUCGGGACCGUCCUGAACCCUUCCUAGGAUUAUAUUAGGAUCUUAACGGGACUUUUUCCGAGGUAUCUUAGAAAUAUCCCGAAUAUCCCGACACAGUUUUGUAAUCUUGUCGGGACCGUUUAAGAAACCCUCCCGGGAGCAUCUUGGAACCUCUCUGGGAGCUCCUCAGGACUAUACAGAAAGUUUCACGGGACUUGCCGCGAUACCUUUCGAUUUUUCUUUUUUCGGAAUCAUCUUUGAAAUAUCCCGAGACAGUCUUGUAACCUUGUCGGGACUGGUUAAGAAUCCUUCCCGGGACCAUACUGAAACCUUCAUGGGACUUGGGAAUUUGCCGGCAGUCCUAAGGCCUUCCUGGGACCGUUAUAGAAUAGACUAUCGUGGGAUCAGAACUUUCUCGUGACCAUCUCGGGACUGUCCGAUCGGGCAAGGCACGCUAUCCGCGAGACGUGACGCAUCUGUUUGUUAACUUCACGUUAACAAGAAAUUUGAAGCAGAAUUGGCUGAGAUGUCAGUUGACUAGAAAAAAAGAAGUGACUUGGGCAAGGUAAGCUGUUCAAUGAUGAUAGAAAUAGGAAAGACUGGUUAGUUAUGUCGUACCAUAGGCAUUGGAUACUUAUGGCUCCCUGUAAGUUAAAGGCACCUGCAAAUAUAUAACAGCGGCCAAGGUUCCACAACUAUUUGACCCCUGUAUAGUCAAGAUGUUAAAGUGUAUGUUGAGAUAUUUUUGAGAAACUUGGCCACUGCAAUAUAUUUAAACUUUUGAACGCCAAACGGCGCAUCCAUUUGCCGUGCUCCUGACGCCACGGGGGUAAAAUUUAGUUUUGUGAAUAAAUAAUGCCUACCUAAAAGUGGGGUGUUUUUCAGUAGAUUUAGGUACAUCAAAAAACGAUCGACGUCAAAUGCCGUCUUUGGCGUCGUUGUCACGAUUUUGCGUUGACGUCAAUUGCCGUCUGUGGCGUUCAAAACGUUAAAAGCGACUGUAGGUGGAUAGAGAUAGCUUGAAGUUGCUGGUCAACAUUUGAAAGGUAUGUCAAUAAAUAGGGCUCUUGUUAAGUCGUGUUCAGAAUAAUCUAGGCUUCAAGGGCAUAGAAAGAAAGGGAAAUAGGUGUUUUAUGAUAUGAUAAACACGCGGUAGAUUUCAUUUGACUGUUUUUUAAGUUUACGCUUAUUUUCUACUGUUCAUUGUCAAAUAAAUUUAUACUAACCUUUUCGACGCCGCGUCAAACACAAAAGCUGACUUUCAGACGCCACGUCACCGAAGUGUCGAAACUGAAGUUGGAUAUGUAUAUGAACGUAGGUCGAUGUUGCUCUGUGGUCUGUGACUGAAUAAUCUGUCUUUGGCGUUGGACCUACAGUGCGGAUAUAUCAGUCAUUGGCGUCCAAAAGGUUAAGCGAUUCGAUCUACAAAUUUAUUAGGUACCGUCAACGCCGAAGUAAAUCAUUCGCUCUUUUCGGUUAGACUUGCGAACUAGAAAGAGACUUAAGAGACGAAUGCUUUAUCUUGGCGAUUUACAUUACCAUACUGCGGUUCAGUAGGUAAUAAUGACAAUAUUUUACCUUUUUUGCUCUUAUUCAAUAGUGUUCGAAAAAGAUAGAUGGGUACAUAUAAUAUUAUUGUCAUUUUUACAACAUGUUGUAGUAAAAUGUCCAAAACUUUGUAAUAAUCAUGUAUACAUUAUAUAAGUAUAACGUAAUAUAUAUAAGACAUGUAUAAAUGUAAAAAAAAUGUUAUAAUGAAGUUGAAGUUUAUUGUAAAAAUAUGAGAUUGUCUUAAAUAAUUCGUGGCCCAAAGAUGUACGAAAUUGGACUUUAUUUUCAACUCUAUGUGAUCUAUUUUAUCUUGUUAAAUUAUACUUGUUCUCAAUUAUGUAAUUAUGUUGUAUGCUUUGCUUAUAUAUAUAAAUAAAGUCGAUAUGAAACUCAAUCUAUUGUCGACUUGCUUCAGAUAAAAAUAUAGUGUAAGUAGUCAAAAAAUUUGCCGGAUUUCGUCAUCACUCUUGCAGUCAUGUUUUUAUAAAAUACGUUUACAUACUGUUUCAAUACCGGUUACAACAUUUUGUCUUUAGGCGCUUGUGGAAAUACUUGUGGUUUUCCAUCAGAGAAAGGGUCCUUAUGGGCAUUUUCAUUUUAACUUUUAAUUUAACCCGUCGAACCCCAUAAUACAACAAAUUGAUGCGGAGCAAUUUGACUUAUAUCGAUUUGUAGUAACACACGUCUGAUACUGAGUCGCUACGACCCAAAUUGUCUUAGUAUCACACGGGUUAAAGCGCGUCUUAACUCGUGUUUCAGUAACGUCACAGAAUAAAUAAUAGUCCUAGGUACAGAAGACUCACUCUCUAACAAAACGCGUCUGUUACGAUCAGCACAGAUAUGGCCGCUAGGUGGCGACAGCGCCACGCGCGGCUUAUGGCAAACCCCAAAAUUGGGGUCGAACGGAUGGACUUUUAGCUAAUACCUGUAGCAAAGCGUCGAAAUCGCGGAGUGAGCCACGCCUGGUAACGUCUAACCGUCACAUUCCUGACCAAAUGUAUGGGGUUUGACAUUGGUUUGACAUUGACCGUCAGUUUUGUGGCGAUUGCUAACCAGCCGUUAAUGGUACACAGUUACUCAGUCCUCUGGGCACAGAAUAAAUAAUAGCACUACCGUACAGAAAGGACACUUCCUACUGAGCCGAUGUUUGACAGGGAUUCAGGGACGAAUCAAGCUAUCCCUUUAGGUACUGUGGUUGUGCACGUAAAAGGAAGUCAAGUGGUGCCAACCCUAAUACAUAAUUGCUCGGAGCAAUGCUGAGCCGAGUUUGCCCGAAGUCAGGAGUUCCCCCCACUACUCUGGGCCUAAUUCGUGUCAGUCUGCUAGGUAUUCGUUCAAUAGGAAUAAGAUUAUGAAAGCUUUUCAUUCAAAGAUAUUUGAAAGAUAAUUAUGACUGUACUUUAUAUUUUUCUUAAUUUUUGAGUAUUCAGAAGAAGCAACACCUUUAAAAUGUUAAUCUGAUAGGUGAGUUGCAGUUCAAAAGAUUUUUAUUAAUUUGUAUCCAACCAUCUAGGCAAAUAAGUUAUUCAUCUCUUUCAGUUUUAAAACGUUUGACAGAGAUAGAUUAAUGAUAAUGCCUAAUAAUAGCAGUCACUUUAAUUAAAAGGAUUGUAUUUGUAUUUCCUUUAUCCUAUUUAGCUUAACAUCAAUAAUUUUGAUGGAAGUCAUUUGUAAACUUAAUUGUAUUUAUUAAGACUAGUGACGAUUUAUAUAAUAAAGACUGCUAUUCUCCAUAACAAGUCGCCUUCCGAGUGUAUCUUGACUAGAAUAAAUAUGGCGACGUUCUAAAGUAAGGACGCUAAUCACAAAGAAUUUCGUACAUUACCCCCCGUUUUUCUAUCUCUAUCGUACGCGCAUAUUUAUAUUGCUAUCUCAUCGAUGAUGCCGGCGGUCAAUGCCACGACGCACGGUACGAGCGGGAUAGCAAUAUAAUUAUGCACUUGCGAGAGAUCGGAAAUAGAGGGCAAUGUAAAUUAUUCAUGCUUAGCGUCCUUACUUUAGAAGGUCGCCAAAUUUAUUCUAGUCUAGAAAUUCACUAGAUGGCGCAAUGUACCAUGGUCCUAAUAUUGGUGACGGAACCCUUUUGGAAAGCGAAAUAUUUGACGGAACCCCAAACUAAAAAUUUUCGUUCGUCACUGUGGACCAGAUAUACCUAUAGAAGUGCUGGUUUUUUUUUUCUUAUUAUUACAAGUAUUUUCGCGGAACCCCAACAGAAGCUUUACGGAACCCUAGGGUUCCGCGGAACACACUUUGAGAAUGGCUGAUCUAGAUAAACUGAAUUUAGAGUUAAUAGGAAUGAAAACUAUUAUUGGAGACUAGGAGGCAUUAUUAUAUCAUCGCUAAGAGAUUUUUCAACAAAUACGUUAUAUGUAUAAAUAUUAUGUAUAAAAUGUAACGUAAGAAUAAUUCGGUCCCUCAAUACCUAAUAAAGUAUAAAUGUGAUGAAAUUUUAUUACUGUAAGUAAUUAUUUAUUACAUUAUGUGUAUAAAAGGGUAUAUAUACUGUUUACACUGUAUUUAUGUUAUAUUGUAAGUAUAAUGAAAUAACGAUUAAAUAGUUUUGAACAAA
Molecule: messenger RNA, 5770 nt
Organism: Cydia fagiglandana
Lineage: Eukaryota; Metazoa; Arthropoda; Insecta; Lepidoptera; Tortricidae
Product: protein phosphatase 1 regulatory subunit 21
Exons: 8
Coding region: 132-1409 (425 amino acids)
Cellular component (GO): early endosome; membrane
Source: RefSeq, a predicted model, not a curated record